GGAAGGGACUCAAGAUCAGCCUUGGUGUGAAACGACCAAGCCUGGAGGCUGGGUGCUGAGUUCUGAGUGGGGCUGGAGCUCAGCCAGUUUACCUUCCCGUUCAGACCGGCGGGACCACGAGUGCUCGGAAGGACUGUUAAUCAUUACUCAUUUCGAGAACUCGCUCAAGAAGAGGACGGCUCCGUGGCCCCGUAACCCACGUCUCUGGGAGGUGGCUCCACCUUCUGGGGGUGGCUGGGCGUGCGGGUGGCUCUGUGGCGAGGAUUGGGCCGGCGGUCUAGCCGUCGCCCCGCCCCGGCUGCCGAUUGGCCUGGGCGCGGCGCGGUGAGGAGUCGGGCGACCGCGGUGGAUCCGGGAGCCGUGACGUUUAGGCGCCUGCUCCACCAGCAGCUCAUUGGUCUAGAUCGGGACAAAUCACCCCAUCCCUGGGCGGGCCGGCCCCCGCUGAGGCCCGCCCAGUGACCUCCCUUCCCGGCCGCGGAUUGGCCCGUGACGGGACCCGUCGGUCGCGCUGGUGUCUGGGAAGGAGAGAAAAUGGCGGCCGAGCCGAGCAAGACAGAGAUCCAGACUCUUUUUAAGAGGCUUCGCGCAAUUUCGACCAACAAGGCCUGCUUCGACUGUGGCGCCAAGAAUCCGAGCUGGGCCAGCAUCACGUACGGUGUUUUCUUGUGCAUUGGCUGCUCCGGGGUGCACCGCUCCCUGGGCGUCCAUCUCAGCUUCAUCAGGUCCACAGAGUUGGAUUCCAACUGGAACUGGUUCCAGCUGAGGUGUAUGCAGGUCGGCGGGAAUGCCAAUGCGACAGCUUUCUUCCGCCAACAUGGAUGCACAGCCAAUGAUGCCAACACCAAAUAUAAUAGCCGAGCUGCCCAGAUGUACCGGGAAAAGAUCCGGCAGCUGGGGAGUGCAGCCCUGGCUAGGCAUGGCACUGAUCUUUGGAUAGACAACAUGAGUAGUGCUCCCAGUCACUCCCCAGAGAAGAAGGACUCUGAUUUCUUCUCAGAACACACUCAACCCCCUGCCUGGAAUGCACCAGCCACUGAUCCAUCAGAGACCCAGCAGCCAGCCCCGUCUGCAGAAAGCAGUGGCCUGGCACAUCCAGAGCAUGGCCCCAACAUGGACCUGCUUGGCACCUCACCCAAAGCGACUCUGGAGUCCAUGUGUCUGUCACCUAAAGGGGCUCUUCCUGCCAGAGAACUGAAAACCUCCCUCAUUGGCAAGAAGAAGCCAGCAGCAGCUAAGAAAGGGCUGGGUGCCAAGAAAGGCCUUGGGGCCCAGAAAGUGAGCAGCCAGAGUUUCAAUGAGAUUGAGCGGCAGGCCCAGGUGGCAGAGAAGCUCCGCGAGCAGCAGGCGGCUGAUGCCAAGAAGCAGGCCGAAGAGUCCAUGGUUGCCUCCAUGCGCCUGGCCUACCAGGAGCUCCAGAUUGACCGUAAGAAGGAGGAGAAGAAGCUACAGAAUCUGGAAGGGAAGAAGCGCGAGCAGGCAGAGAGGCUGGGCAUGGGCUUGGUGUCCCGAAGCUCUGUCUCCCACUCAGUGCUGUCUGAGAUGCAGGUGAUCGAGCAGGAAACCCCAGUGAGUGCAAAAUCUUCCCGCUCGCAGCUGGACUUGUUUGACGAUGUUGGUACUUUCGCCUCUGGACCCCCAAAGUACAAGGACAACCCCUUUUCCUUGGGGGAGAGUUUUGGUUCUCGCUGGGAUACAGAUGCUGCCUGGAGUAUGGACAGGAUGGAGGAGAAGGAGCCAGAAGUGACCAUCUCAAGCAUCCGGCCCAUUUCAGAAAGGGUGGAGAAGAGAGGGCCCUCGAGUCCCAGAGCCACAGUCGGAUGGGGCCAUGAGUCACAAACCGGAGGGAAGUGGAAAGCCGGAGCUCAGGCCUCGAGUCAAGUGAAGCACGUCAGAAAUUUGCAGGAGCCAAAGCCAUCUCAUCUGACAUGUUCUUUGGGAGGGAGGUGGAUACUGAGUAUGAAGCCAGGUCUCGGUUACAGCAGCUCUCAGGCAGCAGCGCCAUCAGCUCUUCAGACCUCUUUGGGGACAUGGAUGGAGCUACUGGAGCAGGUAGCGUAUCUCUGGGGAACGUGCUGCCCACAGCUGACAUUGCCCAGUUUAAGCAGGGUGUCAAGUCCAUGGCCGGGAAGAUGGCUGUGUUGGCCAAUGGUGUGAUGAAUUCUUUGCAGGAUCGCUAUGGUUCCUACUGAUCCAGGCUCCAUUGCUCAGGCACAUGGUGGUGACAGCAGCAGAGACCUCAUGAUCCCCAGGCCAGGGGUGCUCGCCUUGUGGAAGCUGAGGAGGAAUUGUGACUUUAUACAUGUGGUGUGUGAGCGGGGUGGCCUUUGAGGAUCUCGGGUGAUGGGUCGGCAGUACCAGCCCUGACCUCUUCCUGUAGGUUGAGCCCUUCAUUCUCCUCCCCUUGCACCCCCACCCCUGCGUGCUAGAUGAUUGUUCUUCCAGUCCUGCCCCCAAAGCUGCUGCUCACUUGUCCUGCCACACUGGGAAUGAGGGGUCGGAGUUCCCUCAGGAUGGCUUAUUCUGGGUCCAAUCCUUCCCCAAGUAGGGAAAGUAAAAAGUAUAAGGCUUUUUUGCCAGCUCUAGGAUCCCUUCAGGUCGUCUGGGGUUUGGCCUCUGUCCCCUGGAACCAGUGGGAGGUCUAGAGAGAGUUCUGCUGUUGACCAGCCUGCAGGGGAGGGAGGCUCUGGACUUGCUGCUGCUGUUGCUGCUCCAGUGGUCUCUUCCGGGCACCAGGAGAGGGCAGGGGAAGGGAAGGACCUUUGUCUGGGCCUUACUAAGGGCUAGAAAUGUUACCUGGUACCUGAAGGUUCAUUUGGGAUCAGACUGGAGGCCCGAGUGAUCUUCUCCUGUCUCACCACCCCUUUUUUACAGUGACCACUUGGAGGGUUACUUCUCCUGGUGUCUCGGGUCCUCCCAUACCAUCCAUUGUGGAGCACAGGACCCUCUGUCCCUUCUUCCCCUGCUUGGUGGCCAUGGUGGGUCUCAUCUGCCCUGUGCUCUGCUUUGGCAUAAUGCUGGCCAAGGAAGCAGAGGAUGUGAGGGACAGAAGCAGGCUCCUGGGGCUCAGCUUUCUUGUCUGCAUCAUCGUGGUCUUAGGGGGCCUGGACAGUACCCCCCACGGAGAGCCUGAGGCGCCUACAGAGCUGCAGGUCUCGUCCCUGGCCACUGGGCCUGCACUGUGUCAUCCUUGGUGCCAUCUUUCCCUGCCGUGCCGGCAGUCUGGGCCCAACCCGCCCCCUUGGGUUGAGGGUGGGCUCCCAAGCAACACAGACCACUGUUCCCACCACCCCCUCCCCCAAAGGGAUGUGACUUUCUUUCUGGACUGUUUGUAUUGAAACAAAACGGUGUCAAAUAAAGCCCCGACAGGGCCCUGGGCCUCUGUUGGUCUGACUGAA
Vicugna pacos (alpaca) is the source of this 3398-nucleotide messenger RNA. NCBI's taxonomy places the organism in Eukaryota, Metazoa, Chordata, Mammalia, Artiodactyla, Camelidae. The record is from RefSeq and is a predicted model, not a curated record.